Messenger RNA from Alternaria burnsii, 2730 nucleotides. Its product is annotated as ribonucleoside-diphosphate reductase-like protein subunit large. Gene Ontology annotation, biological process: deoxyribonucleotide biosynthetic process; DNA replication. Gene Ontology annotation, cellular component: ribonucleoside-diphosphate reductase complex. The coding region runs from base 1 to 2730 and encodes 909 amino acids. The transcript has 3 exons. The record is from RefSeq and is a predicted model, not a curated record. Lineage: Eukaryota; Fungi; Ascomycota; Dothideomycetes; Pleosporales; Pleosporaceae. Gene Ontology annotation, molecular function: ATP binding; ribonucleoside-diphosphate reductase activity, thioredoxin disulfide as acceptor.
AUGUUCGUUCUCAAGCGUGAUGGACGCAAGGAACGCGUGCAGUUCGACAAGAUCACAGCACGAGUGUCAAGGCUAUGUUACGGCCUUGACCCGGACCAUGUUGACCCCGCUGCUAUCACAAUGAAGGUCAUUUCUGGUGUCUACCAGGGUGUCAACACCGUCCAGCUAGACGACUUGGCCGCUGAGACCGCAGCCUACAUGACCACCACACAUCCCGACUACGCAAUCCUCGCUGCGCGUAUUGCUGUAUCAAAUCUCCACAAGCAGACCAAGAAGCAAUUCUCUCUCGUUGUAGAAGAUCUGUACAACUAUGUCAACCCCAAGAACGGAAAGAGACAACCCAUGAUCUCUGAUCACAUCUACAAGGUCAUAAUGGAACACCAAGACGAGCUCAACUCGGCUAUCGUAUACGACCGUGACUUUAACUACCAGUUCUUUGGUUUCAAGACACUCGAGCGCUCAUAUCUCCUCCGCAUAAACGGCAAGGUCGCCGAGCGCCCACAACACAUGCUCAUGCGUGUUGCUGUUGGCAUUCACGGUGAUGACAUCGAGAGGGCCAUCGAGACCUACGACUACAUGUCUCAAAAGUACUUCACACACGCCUCGCCGACGUUGUUCAACGCGGGCACACCAUCACCACAAAUGUCGUCAUGCUUCCUCAUCGACAUGAAGGAGGACAGCAUCGACGGCAUCUACGACACACUCAAGACCUGUGCGUUGAUCUCCAAGACCGCUGGCGGUAUUGGCCUCAACGUGCACCGCAUUCGUGCUACUGGCUCAUACAUCGGUGGCACUAACGGAACGUCUAACGGUCUCAUUCCCAUGCUCCGUGUAUACAAUAACACUGCUCGCUAUGUCGACCAGGGUGGCAACAAGCGUCCAGGUGCCUUCGCCAUCUACCUCGAGCCAUGGCACGCUGACGUCUUUGGCUUCCUUGACCUGCGCAAGAACCACGGCAAGGAGGAGGUCCGCGCUCGCGAUCUCUUUUACGCUCUGUGGAUUCCUGACCUCUUCAUGAAGCGUGUCCAAGACAACGGCAACUGGACACUCAUGUGCCCGAACGAGUGCCCUGGCCUCGCCGAUGUUUACGGCGAAGAAUUCGAAGCUCUGUACGAGAGCUACGAGAAGCAGAACAAGGGUCGCGAGACUGUUCGCGCACAAAAGCUUUGGUAUGCCAUCCUUGAGGCACAGACCGAGACUGGUAACCCCUUUAUGCUCUACAAGGACGCUUGCAACCGCAAGAGCAACCAGAAGAACCUUGGUACCAUCCGCAGCUCCAACCUGUGCACUGAGAUUGUGGAGUACACCGCUCCUGAUGAGGUCGCUGUUUGCAACUUGGCUUCUCUUGCCCUGCCUUCUUUUGUCGACUACAAGGCCGGCGUGUUUGACUUCAAGAAGCUCCACGAAGUCACACAGGUCGUCACUCGCAACUUGAACAAGAUCAUCGAAGUCAACCACUACCCCGUCGAAGAGGCACGCCGCAGCAACUUCCGCCACCGACCCAUCGGUAUGGGUGUUCAAGGUCUUGCUGAUGCCUUCCUCGCACUCCGCCUUCCUUUCGAGUCAGACGAAGCUAGGAAGCUCAACAUCCAAAUCUUCGAGACCAUCUACCAUGCUGCUCUCACUUCCUCAUGCGAUAUCGCAAAGGAACUUGGUCCUUACAAGACCUACGAAGGAUCUCCCGUAUCCCAGGGUAUCCUCCAGUACGAUAUGUGGAAUGUCACACCUACUGACCUCUGGGACUGGGCGUCUCUGAAGGAGAAGAUUGCUGAGCACGGUGUACGCAACUCGCUGCUCAUUGCACCCAUGCCAACUGCCUCCACUUCACAGAUUCUGGGCAACAACGAGUGCUUCGAGCCAUACACCUCCAACAUCUACUCCCGUCGUGUCCUCGCUGGUGAGUUCCAGGUUGUCAACCCAUGGUUGCUCAAGGACCUCGUCGACAUGGGUCUGUGGUCCGAGAACAUGAAGAACCGUAUCAUCGCCGAUGGAGGUUCGAUUGCCAGGAUUCCCAACAUUCCUGAGGAGACAAAGACCCUUUACAAGACCGUCUGGGAGAUCUCGCAGCGAAGGAUCAUUGAGAUGGCCGCUGACCGUGGUGCUUUCAUUGACCAGUCUCAGUCGCUGAACAUCCACAUGAAGGAGCCUACUAUGGGCAAGAUCACUUCUAUGCACUUUGCUGGAUGGAAGGCUGGUCUCAAGACUGGCAUGUACUAUCUCCGUACCAUGGCUGCCUCGGCUCCCAUCCAAUUCACUGUCGACCAAGAGGCUCUCAAGAUUGCAGACACAAACAUUGCCAAAGCCCUGCCCAAGGUACGAAAGCAACCCGGAUUCCAGCCUGAGGCUAUCCGACACUCGCCUGUCACCGCUUCCCAGACCCCAUCAUCGGCACCUCGUCCGAUGUACGCCAUCAAGCCCACCAACGGCGAGACCAAGACGGAGGCUGAGGAGAAUGGUGUUUCCACACCAAUUGCUACCCCACUGCCAGUCUCAGAGGACCGCAACGCUCUCGCAAGCAAGCCAUUCAAGGCUGACGUAGAAGAGGGUGAUAGCCCUAAGAUGGUUGCUGCCGAUGCUAUUCCUAAGCCUGAUGAAGAGGUGGCCAAGAAGGACCCACAGCAAGAGGAUUCGAAGGACGACAGUGAGGCACGCGAUGGUGAUAUCUACGCUGACGCUGUCCUCGCUUGCUCAAUAGAGAACCCCGAGUCUUGCGUCAUGUGCAGUGGUUAG